Limulus polyphemus (Atlantic horseshoe crab) is the source of this 2360-nucleotide messenger RNA. Its product is annotated as lipoma HMGIC fusion partner-like. Bases 760 to 1371 code for a protein of 203 amino acids. Lineage: Eukaryota; Metazoa; Arthropoda; Merostomata; Xiphosura; Limulidae. The record is from RefSeq and is a predicted model, not a curated record. The transcript is spliced from 3 exons. Gene Ontology annotation, cellular component: membrane.
UACAAUCCUGUGUAAGUCUGGAGGGAGGGUGAUAAAUAAUAUCUUCUGGACUAAAGUAGUCGUUCUGGUUAAAGAAAAAUAUCCGUUAUUAGCCUUCGUUUACAGGUCUUAUUGCUCUAGGCAGUUUGGGAAAGCCGAACAAUUGGCGUGUCUUUUGUAUGUCGCUCUGUGUGCUUCAAUAACUUCUGGCAUGUGCGUCCUCCGCCCCUCUGGGAGAAUACCUAAAAAAGAUGAACACAACUGACCCCUCCCGUCGCCCUCAAGGGGCUUUUAAAGGAGAGAUUUUCCAGAAACUAUCGGUGGAGGAAACGCGUAUGUAUAGCGGCGUACACACACUGGUUGUCGCCGCUGGCUGACAGAGAGAAACCAGCUCUCCUCGUGCCCAGACGUUAGGUUGUUUGUUCUGAACCGAGCUUCUUGUCCCACCUCACCGAGAUUAGGGCUCCAACUGAAAAUCCUUUUCUUACUACAUUGUCUAAUCUGCUGUUUACCUUUCAAAGUAAUUUUGGGUUGUUCCAGUUAUAAACGAAUCGGUUUGAGAAGAACGGGAGUGGUGCAGUAGUCACUGCUUUGUUCCAGUAACUGAACUGGAGAUGAUAGGACUCGCGUAUUAGCAACUCUUCGUGUUUUACAGCUUUUCUCUUGCGAUAACCUAUAGGUACAGUCUGUUGUAUUCUGAAAUAAAAAAGUAACGGAAGGUCAGCUAUAUAUAUAUAUAUAUAUAUAUAUAUAUAUUAAGUUAGAAAAUAUUCUUUCAACAUGCCUAUUCUCGCCAGUAGCCUCACCGCCACAGGUGUUUUCUGGGCUUGUCUGUCUCUGGCUGCUGCCAUACUUACCUGUUCGGGCUUCUACCUGCCCUUCUGGCUCCAAGGCGCCUUGUUCAACUCAACGGAGGUAUCGUUCGGCUCCUUCCGCCGCUGCAGCUAUCCACGGAUGGAAGAAGACGGCGGGGUCAAAAUAGUUCACGAGUGUGGCCGUUACACCACCUUCUACGAUAUACCCAGCAUCUCCUGGCAAAUCAGUACGAUCACGGUGGGAAUCGGGGCUUCCACCUCUCUUCUGGUGGCCUUCACGGCCAUUGCUGCAUGCUGCGUAGCGGACGUAGUGACUAAGCGUGCAGCCCGGGUCCUCGGUCUUGUUCAAACUCUAACAGCUAUUAUAAUUUUAGUUGGUGGCGCCAUCUAUCCCAAUGGAUGGGGAACUAGGGAAGUUCAGGAAGUGUGUGGAGGAAUUUCUGAUUCUUAUUAUUUAGGGACUUGUCAGCUCUCAUGGUCCUUCUAUCUGAUGGGUAGUGGUGUCGUCCUGCUGUUCUUUUGUGCCGUCUUGUCACUCUGGGCAUCACGAAUCAAGCCCCACUCCUACCGGAUAUGACCUAUGAGUAGGAGCUUUGUGAACGUCUAAUGUUCGUGUGAAUGACGUGUCUGGUAUCGUAGAGACAACAAAUAAAUGUGACGGAUUUCAACACUGUAUUCUUUACGUCGGUCAAAAAAAAACUGCCAUACACAAAGUGACGACGGAGUGAUUUCCUAAAAACGUGUUUUCUUCGAUUACAACGUGUUUGUUAGGAUAAAAACUCAAUAAUUUGAAGAAUAAAGAACUGUAUAACUGAUACAGGAUUAUGUUCUGCAUAAUGUACGAAAUAUCGAUAGCAAAUCAAUUAUCAAGUUUGAGUUCAUUAUAAAAAAAUCAAAAGCAACGUUUGUUAUACUAUUAUAGAAGUGUUUUAAUACAUUAGUAGAAAAGAGUUAGCUGUGUUUUAUAUACAAUAUAUGAAAAUAAGACAGCAUUUUUAUUUAUCACCCAAAAGAUAAAAUAUGUAUUUUAAGUGGUAAAUACAGGCUCAAACAGUUUUCCAGGACAUUGAUUUAAAUAAUCUUUGUUAUCGAGAAUAUGCGGAAUCACGCAAAAUAUAACAACUGGUGCUGAGUGUUCUUCAUGAUUAUAUAGAAAGUUACAGUUAAAUCAGUACUUUAUUUGCCCUAACCUGACUAUUUCACGUUAUUCGACGUCGUAAAAUUAAAAAAAAACAUAAAAUGCAGAUUAAAAAACACGUAAGAUAAAGAAACAUUUGAUAAACUACUAAAAAAACAAAAAAAAAACGACGAAUCUCUAGUGCUUCAGACUGGUGGGCCUGUCUUCUUUACUGAAGAAGGCAACACCACCUGUCGGAAGCUCUCGAGUUUUAAUUAUAUUUGUUUUCUUACGUCGUUCACAAUGUUUGUGUUUAACGUUUUUAGGAGACCCCCCCCCCUUCAUAGGGCAGUUUACAUGUUUAUUUUAUAACAUUUUAUUUUUGUAAAUUAUAAUGGAUUGUAAAAAUAUUUGGUAUUAAUUAAACGUAGCAAUUUUUGUUAAGAUUA